CAAAUAAAUAUCACACGAUUCCGUUUCACAGCGAAGCAUUUCAACGGCACACCCAGAAGUAAUGUCUGUUCUCACACAAGCCGAAGUUGAUUGCUUGCUCACUGAACUGGACCCGUAUGUUGACACGGAAGAGGAGAGGGAAGCCCUCGGUUUGAAGGCAUUUACCAAAUACUUCGCUGAAAUACCAGGGUUUGGUGAAAGAUUUUGCACGGAAGAUGAGAAAGAUCUCAAUGUUGUCCUCCACUCCGACGCCGUGAAAAAUCUCGCACGGCAAGCUAUUGAACAUAUUGUAGAGUUUAUUAAUGCCGCCUCUGAUACCGAGAAGCUCGACGGAUAUCUGAGAGCGUACGCAGAAUCAUAUGCAACUAUGUUUUUGAAAAGGAAACUACACUCGAACGCUGAACCAAUCGUUAUUGAGUUUUACAAGUCGAUUUUGAAGAGCGCGGAGAACCAAGCUGCGAUGGAGAGGCUGAUGAAGCACGUAUUCCAAGUGGUUCGUAGCUAUUUUGAUGCACGUCGAAAACUUAUGUCUAAAUGA
This is a messenger RNA of Dicrocoelium dendriticum, 538 nucleotides long. Lineage: Eukaryota; Metazoa; Platyhelminthes; Trematoda; Plagiorchiida; Dicrocoeliidae. The record is from the annotation of a GenBank genome assembly.